This is a messenger RNA of Hydra vulgaris (swiftwater hydra), 623 nucleotides long. Its product is annotated as succinate dehydrogenase [ubiquinone] cytochrome b small subunit, mitochondrial. Gene Ontology annotation, molecular function: succinate dehydrogenase (quinone) activity; heme binding; ubiquinone binding. Gene Ontology annotation, biological process: mitochondrial electron transport, succinate to ubiquinone; tricarboxylic acid cycle. The record is from RefSeq and is a predicted model, not a curated record. Lineage: Eukaryota; Metazoa; Cnidaria; Hydrozoa; Anthoathecata; Hydridae. Gene Ontology annotation, cellular component: membrane; mitochondrial envelope.
UUUAAGCGACAUGGCGGAGUACAUGUUUUUGUAUUGGAUUUUCUUAACACCAAGUUUUAUUUAUAUUUUAGUUUACUAAGAAAUUUACUAGAAAAUGGCCGUUUGUACUCUGUACAACGCUGCCAUCCGUUUCGGAAGACCAAAAUUUUCUAUGCUAAAAGGUGUGACAUCAGAAAGACUAAGAGUAAAACUUGUUUUGCCUUCAUCUUCAUCAUUAAUAGAGAAAAAAAGAGUUUAUCACACAUCUGUAAAGAAUUUGUCUCAAAAAUUUGCUUUGCCAAAUGAUCCAAGUCAUGGUUCAAAACAUUGGAUGACAGAAAGGGUUGUUGCAGUUGGAUUAUUAGGGUUAAUUCCAAUGGGUAUUAUAUAUCCAUUGCCAACAAUCGAUCACUUACUUGCUGUGGCACUUCCGCUUCAUUCCUACUGGGGAGUGAAAGCAAUUCUGGUUGAUUAUUUUUGGAGACCUGGCUUACCUGUAGCGAAAGCCACUUGGAUGCUGGCUUGUUUUUUCACUUGUGGAGGUCUUAUAUACUUAAAUGUCUAUGAUGUUGGAAUUUGCAAGUUUUUUGCUUUGCUAAUGUCUCUAUAAAAAUGAUUUUUUUACAAGAAUUCUUUUUAAAUGA